Molecule: messenger RNA, 2276 nt
Organism: Sphaerulina musiva SO2202
Lineage: Eukaryota; Fungi; Ascomycota; Dothideomycetes; Mycosphaerellales; Mycosphaerellaceae
Product: choline oxidase
Exons: 2
Coding region: 387-2027 (546 amino acids)
Molecular function (GO): oxidoreductase activity, acting on CH-OH group of donors; flavin adenine dinucleotide binding
Source: RefSeq, a predicted model, not a curated record
CGAGGUUGUGGCUCUUGCGCAGCCGCGUCUCACCGCGGGCGGGCGGCCGCUACCUUAUUCUCUGCGAGCGCGGCGGCGACCAGGACAUUGAUAGCAGAGCAGUUGGCAGAGCAGCAUGUGGGCUGCUGGUGGAGCUGUCUGGCUCGUGCCAUUUUCCAUUUAUUCUUCCCUCCUCCUCGACUUCCUUCUCAUCCUCCUCUGAGGCCACCACUCUUCUGUCUCCCUCUCCAUCUUCUGCCUCAUUCUUGACGAAUUAGUCCCUUCUCGCCUGUAUGUGCCUGUGAGUGCAUCUUGUCACCACCCACCCUCUCUCGCUCCCGGCAAAAAAAACAGAGUCGAGCCUACAAUACCACCACACCUUCGCCCAUCCCCACCGACUCCCCAAUAUGAGUGCAAGCGGCACGACCAACGAGCUGAAUGCUCAGGACGUGAACAGCUAUGACUUUAUCAUCGUCGGCGGUGGCACGGCCGGAUGCGUGGUCGCGUCGCGGCUGUCCGAAUACCUGCCGGAUAAAAAAGUUCUGCUGAUCGAGGCCGGACCUUCCGACUUCAUGGACGAUCGCGUGCUGCUGCUAAAGGACUGGCUCAACUUGCUGGGCGGCGAGCUCGACUACGACUACCCCACCACCGAACAGCCACACGGCAACUCCCACAUCCGCCACUCGAGAGCCAAAGUCUUGGGCGGCUGCUCGAGCCACAACACCUUGAUCAGCUUCCGCCCCUUCGAGUACGAUUGCAAGCGCUGGGUCUCACAAGGAUGCACGGGCUGGGACUUCAAGACAUUCACGAGGAUUUUGGACAACAUUCGCAACACGGUGCAGCCAGUGCACGAACGGCAUCGGAACCAGCUGACCAAUGAUUGGGUCGAGACAGGCUCCAAGGCCUUGGGCAUCCCCGUCGUUCACGACUAUAACAAGGAGAUCCGCUCGACGGGCGCCCUCCACCCUGGCAUUGGUUUCUUGUCCGUUUCAUACAACCCCGACGAUGGCAGACGCAGCAGUGCCAGCGUGGCAUACAUCCACCCGAUCCUGCGAGGAGACGAGAGGAGACCGAACUUGACCAUCUUGACCAAUGCGUGGGUGAGCAAGGUGAAUGUGCAGGGCACCAAGGUGUGCGGUGUGAACAUUACGCAAAAGGACGGCACCAAACACACCCUCACUGCAAAGCACGAGACCAUCCUUAGUGCGGGCGCGGUCGACACACCGCGCCUGCUCAUGCUCUCUGGCUUGGGUCCCAAGCAACAACUAGCAGACCUCGGCAUUGAGGUGGUCAAGGAUCUCCCGGGUGUGGGCGAGAACCUGCUCGAUCACCCGGAGUCCAUCAUCAUGUGGGAAUUGAACAAGCCUGUCGAUCACGAGAUGACCGUCAUGGACUCCGAUGCGGCCAUCUUCAUUCGCCGGGAAGUGAAGAAUGCGGCAGGGAAUGAUGGCGAUAUCAUCGACAUCAUGGCACAUUGCUACCAAGUCCCAUUCUCCUAUAAUACCGAGCGUCUGGGCUACGACGUGCCCAAGGAGGCUUUCUGUGUGACACCAAAUAUUCCACGCCCACGAUCGCGUGGCAAGCUCUAUCUCACAAGCAAGGAUCCCAGCGUGAAGCCCGCUCUGGACUUCCGUUACUUCUCUGACCCAGAAGGGUACGAUGCAGCAACCAUCGUCGAAGGCCUCAAGGCUGCGCGCAAAAUCGCCGAACACGCUCCAUUCAAAGACUGGCUCAAGCGCGAAAUCGCGCCGGGGCCCGCGAUCCAGUCUGAUGAAGACCUGAGCGAGUACGGACGACGUGUUGCACACACCGUCUACCAUCCCGCAGGUACCACGAAGAUGGGCGAUGUCAAGACCAACCACAUGGCAGUCGUGGAUCCGGAAUUGAAGAUUCGUGGACUACAAGGCGUCCGAAUUGCGGACGCGGGUGUCUUCCCCGAGAUGCCCUCCAUCAACCCGAUGCUGACAGUCCUCGCGAUUGGUGAGCGAUGUGCGGAGAUGAUUGCUCAGCAGCAUGGCUGGACAGGACUCGAGCGUGCGCGCUUGUAGACGGGAGUGGCCGAUUCCGACCAUGUCAUGACAUGAGUGAACGUUUUUUGAUGCUGUACACAUACAACCGAAAACUCCCGCCCCACUCGCAAAUAUUGCCUGCUCAUCAUGCAAUCCGUCCGUCUCGCUGCCUCGACCUCCCACGGCUCGGACAGCGAGCGUCACAGCGGAGAGAUGAUGUUGGCGCGUGUAGGUACAUGUACCCAUGUACCUUACCUUGCUUUACCUUACCUGUAGGUACCUUAUUUA